Molecule: messenger RNA, 1307 nt
Organism: Lactuca virosa
Lineage: Eukaryota; Viridiplantae; Streptophyta; Magnoliopsida; Asterales; Asteraceae
Source: the annotation of a GenBank genome assembly
CUUGAAGAACACCUCAUAUGAGUGGACUAACUCAGUCACGCGCCCUGGUCAACUCGGUCGAGUUGCAACUAUCGAAACCCCAACGUAACUACAAAAUCGCCUCUUCAUCGCUCGUCGGAUUGUUACCCCGGAAAACCCCCAGCGGAGUAUCGACAAGAACACGCACUUUCACACUCGAACACACACUACAACAAUUCGUUGCACCUUCAAAACUCCACCGACGAUCCACCGCUACUCUCCGCAACCGUAAUUUGACGGCGAUGGAUUCAGAUUCGCAUCCGCACGCGCCGGAACUGGAUGCAAGAACAAUUACAACCUCCGAUGACGGAGCCACCUCUUCGAGCUUGGAUGAUCAGAAUGUUGUUGUUGCCAAUGGAGAAAGUUGCGAUGCGAACGACAAUGAAGUGGAAGCUGAAGGUGGGCAAAAGAAAGUGCUUCCUGAGGAGCUAUCACGGAGUGUUGUGACGCUUUCGUGUGAAUCCUCUGCUGAAGGAGGAAUUUGCGAGGUUUAUUUGGUUGGAACGGCGCAUGUUUCUACGGAGUCUUGCCAAGAAGUUCAAGCUGUAGUCAGUUUCUUAAAACCACAGGUUGUCUUUCUGGAGUUAUGCUCAAAUCGUAUGGCUGUUCUCACUCCACAGAAUCUGAAGAUACCUACAAUGGGAGAAAUGGUGGAUUUGUGGAAGAAAAAUCACAACAUGUUUGGAAUACUUUACAGCUGGUUUCUAGCUAAGGUAGCAAGUAAGCUUGAGGUUUUCCCUGGUAGUGAGUUUCGUGUUGCAUAUGAAGAAGCCAUGAAGUAUGGUGCCAAGGUUAUUCUUGGUGAUCGUCCUGUAAAUAUAACAUUACGCCGAACAUGGUCAAAAAUGCCCCUAUGGCAUAAAACAAAGCUGAUGUAUUCUUUGAUGUUUCAGUCAAUAUUUUUGCCAAGCUCCUCGCGUCUUAAUGAAAUGUUGAAGGAAUUGGAUGAUGUGGACAUGUUGACACUUGUUAUUCAAGAAAUGAGCAAGGAGUAUCCCACUCUAAUGGAAACCCUUGUACAUGAACGUGACAGGUAUAUGUCAUCCAGCCUGUUUAAAAUAGCAAGUGAGCAUAGUUCAGUGGUUGCAGUUGUUGGAAAGGGCCACCUUCAGGGAAUCAAAAAACACUGGCAGCAUCCUGUUGAGGUGAGAGAGCUUCUGGAGUUGCCUACAACAAAACCAGCGAUUUCGGUGACCAAGGUCCUGUCAACAGUUGGAGUAGCUGUUGCUGGGAUGGCAAUUGUUUCUGAAAAGACACUUAUUGUUCUUUCAAAGUUUAUUGUUGGAUAG